CCGUACUGACUCUGAGUGUAGUGUACUUCGUUCCGAACGGCACGUCUUAUCUGGCUGUCAAUCACGCAUUAGGUACAGUUCACGUUCACGUUCAGUAAAAUGAUACCAGUACGCGGUAUUUUCCGGAACGCAUCACGUCACGCAGAACACUGUCUGUCUGUGAAAAGCCGACGUACGCCCGCGGCAUCGGUCUCCACCGGACCCCAGCAGCAGCAGGGAACUUUCUAUGAGCUCCGCACCUAUAACAUUCAGCCGCAUCUCAACACUGCCUUCCUCAGACUGACCGGUGAGAAGAUCCACCUGCGUUCAGCCCACUCAGAGCUCAUCGGGUACUGGAGUGUGGAAUAUGGGGGUCUCAAUCAGGUUUUCCACAUCUGGAAGUAUGACAGCUAUGCCCAGCGGGCAUCUGUGCGGGCAGCCCUGGCUCAAGACCCCAACUGGAUUGAGCAGUACAUCUCUAAAGCAAUGCCCAUGCUGAGCUCUCAGGAUAAUGAGGUGACGUACCUCGUACCCUGGAGCAAAAUUCAGAAGCCACCCAAAGAUGGAGGAGUUUUCGAACUGGCAAGUUUCCAGAUGAAGCCGGGCGGUCCGGCAGUGUGGGGCAGGGCAGUUCAGGCAGCAGUGGGCACCCACACAGGGUCAGGAUAUGCCCACGCAGUUGGGGUUUUUCAUUCUGAAUUUGGACAGCUUAAUCAAGUGCAUGUUUUAUGGUGGUUUGAGAGCGCAGACCAGCGGGCAGCAAUACGACAUAAAUCUCAUGAAGAUGCCAGAGUGGUGGCAGCAGUAAGGGAGAGUGCAGCGUACCUGGUGUCACAUAAGAACAAACUCAUGUUCCCCUGUGCUUUCUCACCAAUCAAAUAACAUGGCUUCAUGCUUUGACUUUAAAAUUUGAUUAAUGCAGUGCAUGAGAUAAGUGAACUGAUAAACAGAUUUAAUUCUAGCAAGUUCCUUUAGAAGUUUUGACUAAUGGUCAAAUAAUUAUUGUGAAUCAAAAUAAUGCUUUACAUCACAUGAAGACUUCCAUCCUCAAACUACUGCAGAACUACAUCAGUGUUUCAUAACAUGUCAUUCUUUUCUACAAUAAAUGCUUACGUAAUAAAAACAUUUAUAAAUUCA
This is a messenger RNA of Carassius gibelio (silver crucian carp), 1116 nucleotides long. RefSeq names its product protein NipSnap homolog 3B. Lineage: Eukaryota; Metazoa; Chordata; Actinopteri; Cypriniformes; Cyprinidae. The coding region runs from base 100 to 861 and encodes 253 amino acids. Gene Ontology annotation, cellular component: mitochondrion. The transcript has 6 exons. The record is from RefSeq and is a predicted model, not a curated record.